AUGGAGUACACAGAGAAAUUAAGAUUUGCUGUGAGUUGUUCGAGUAAUAUGAAUCGAAGCAUGGAAGCACAUAGUAUUUUGAAAAAACGUGGUUUCAACAUAGAAUCAUAUGGUUCUGGUAAUCAAGUCAAAAUGCCUGGACCAUCAGCGGAUCGUCCGAAUUGUUAUGAAUUCGGACCGACAACUUACGACCAUAUCUACGCAGAUUUGUGCGCAAAGGAUUUUCAAUUUUAUACUCAAAACGGGCUUCUGAGUAUGGUCGAUAGAAAUAGACGGAUUAAAACUCGUCCGCAACGAUUUCAAUUAGAAACGAGAGAAUUUGACAUUGUUUUUUGUUUGGAAGAACGAGUGUAUGAUCAGGUUGUCGAUCAUCUCACAAAAAGAAUAAGCACCUCCGGGAACCCAGUUCACAUAAUCAACGUCGACAUUGAAGAUAAUCCUGAAGAAGCUACUCUUGGAGCGUUUUUUGUUGCUGAAAUAGCAGAUAAGCUCGAGAAAUGUGUUGACGUCGACAACGAUAUCGACCAAAUUCUCACCGACUUCGAGGAGCGACACACGAGGCGAAAUAUACUUCAUACUGUUUGUUUUUAUUAA
Molecule: messenger RNA, 594 nt
Organism: Caenorhabditis bovis
Lineage: Eukaryota; Metazoa; Nematoda; Chromadorea; Rhabditida; Rhabditidae
Source: the annotation of a GenBank genome assembly